This is a messenger RNA of Cimex lectularius (bed bug), 2656 nucleotides long. It is a transcript of the gene myo, whose product is annotated as growth/differentiation factor 8. NCBI's taxonomy places the organism in Eukaryota, Metazoa, Arthropoda, Insecta, Hemiptera, Cimicidae. Bases 210 to 1325 code for a protein of 371 amino acids. The record is from RefSeq and is a predicted model, not a curated record. The transcript is spliced from 5 exons. Gene Ontology annotation, cellular component: extracellular region. Gene Ontology annotation, biological process: SMAD protein signal transduction. Gene Ontology annotation, molecular function: cytokine activity; growth factor activity.
UCCGCCUUUUAGCCUUCCUGCACUUUUGCCUCCGACAGGUUCCAAAGUCCAUUGCCUCCUUCUCGUUCCUUUCCAUUUGUUUGUUACAAUCUGCAUUACUGAACUUGAAAUGAUUGGUUUUGAUGUAUUAAUUAUAAAAUAAACGCGGUCCGUUGAAUGUAAUUAACGCAGCAACAAAAGGAUUCGGAUGGGCUGGCCGGCAGUGAGGAAUGACACUACUUGGCUACUCCUUGUUGCUAGUGGGGUGCCUCGUGGGGGCUGUCGAGUCAGCGGGCACAUGCUCCGCUUGCCUCCUCCGGACGGAACUCCGUUCCAUCAGCCUGGCCAACAUCAAGGAGCAGAUCCUAGCCAAACUGGGCUUUUCCGCCGCCCCCAAUAUCACCGGAAGGCAGAUUCCGAGGAUACCGCCUCUAGAGUACAUCAUGGAUGUGUAUUCGAUGCAGGGAGACCAGCCGCAGUCUUUUAAGCCGGGGCCAGCUCUUCUUGAAGAGCAGGACGAUUAUUCUGCCUCCAUGGAAAAGGUCAUCGCCUUCGCUCAACCACAUCCUAAAUUAAGGCACUGGAGAGGUCAAGAGAUGCUCUUUUUCAAGUUUUCUGAUAAGAUGUUAGAUAAUAAAGUAGUUAGGGCAAAACUAUGGCUAUACUUAAGACCUGGGGAAACUGUCGAAAACUCCUCGGUCACUAUAACCGUACUUAGGAUGCUACGAACGUCGAGUAACUCGGAUAUGCCGACUCUGAACACACUGACUUCUACUAGGGAAGCACGGCCGAUUCGUACAGGGAGAUGGGUGUCGAUUGACGUUAAGAAACUAGUUGUCGAAUGGUUUAAAAACCCGAAGGAAAACAUGGGGCUCGGAGUGCACGCAGCCAUACCACUCAAGGAUUCCUUGCAUACACAACAUCUAAUAGCCCUGUCGUCGCAGUACGAAGGAUCUUCAUAUGUACCAUUCCUUGAAGUGCACAUAACAGAUACAAGAAAGCAUAGAACAAAGAGAACAAUAGGAUUGAAUUGUCCUGAAAAUUCUGAUGAGAAACGAUGCUGUAGAUACCCUUUGACUGUCGACUUUGAAGAAUUUGGAUGGGAUUGGAUAAUAGCACCGAAGAAAUACGAAGCCAACUACUGCUCUGGAGAAUGUCCACUUGUUUUUCUGCCAAAAUACCCUCACACGCAUAUAAUUCACAUUGCCAAUCCUACAGGAACACCUGGGCCAUGUUGUGCACCAAGAAAAAUGUCUUCAAUUUCAAUGUUAUACUUUGACCAAGAGUUUAAUAUAAUUUAUGGUCUUCUUCCUGGGAUGGUUGUAGACCGCUGCGGUUGUGCCUAGUCUGACUAGUUGAACACAUAAAUACAACCACCUAAGCCAGCAAUACCUCAGAUGCUACUUAAUUCUAUGUCGAUGUCCAAUUUUCAGCGACACAAAACAUACUUUUUAAAUACCUCAACAGAAUUAUACUACAUGUACCUCUUCACAAAGAAAAUUGUUUUCUAAGCUUGAAUUUCUUAUUUUAUUUUCUUAUUUUGUUUUAUUUAUAAUCAGUAGUUUCAAUUUUUGAUCAAACUCAAACAUAUUGUGACUUCAAUAAUAAAAUAAGAUGUCCAUGAAAAAAUGUGUCGCUCACAAAAGUCGAACAAACACCUUGACAGAUGAAGUAGGAAAUUUGAGUGCAUUCGACCAGGAGGGCCUUUAUGUAACAGCCAGUAGAGAAGAAGAUUGGUAAUAUGCUAAAUUAUGUUGUUUAUUGUGCGUUCUUGAGGGUAUUAUCUUCUGGGAACAAAUUCUUAGAAAGCUAGACUAUUAAAAGAUCAGGUUUAAAGGUUAUUUAAAAAAUAAUAGAUUUAAAAUUUAACAUUUUGAAAGAAUGUGAUAAUCAUUUGUUAAUAUUUCAUAGUAAAUAUAGUAAUGAAUUGAUGAAGUGCAGAAGAAGAAACUGAAAAAUAAUUUGACCCAUUUAUUUCUGUUUGAAAAAAAGAAUUAUUAUAGUUCCACAAAAAAAAGUUAAAUCUCACUAACACUAAAACAUCUUGUGAUUUUUAUACUAAUUGAUCAAAAUAGUGAUAAAUAUUUGUAUUUUAUUGAAAUAAAAGUGAUAAUUUUUUUCAUAAAUUUUAAUCUUAGUAUUAAAUCAAUUGAUAGUGUGAUAAAUAUUAUUAUUAAAAAAAUUGAUUUUUUAAUUUUGUUUUAUUUUGAAUAGUGACUUUUUUUAGAUUAGUGAUUGAUUUAUUGAGCAGUGUUUUUGUUGUUAUUGUUCUCUUUAAAAAAGAAAUUGUGUGAAUGCAACAAAUUUGCCUUUUAAGCUGCCUUAUAACAAAGAAAGUGGUUAUAAUAUUAGAAAAAUGUGAAAGAACUGUCAAAAUUAUUUAAUUAAUAUGUCAAUUAUAAAUUAUAUGAAUAAACCACAAAAUUUUUAAAAAGUUUCAUUUUUUUUAAAUGUUUGGUGCAUUACUUUAGGAAAGUCUAAUAUUUUGUUUUUCAAUAACAAACUGUACAAUUUAAUGUGUGUUUUAUGUGUAAUUAUGUACAAGUCAAUAACAUCCAGUAUCGUUUUCUUCAAAAAGAAACAUUAUAUCUCUUUGUCAUUUUGAUUAGUCUGGUUCUUUCAGUGCCUUGUGGAACUGCCUUUUCAGAAAUUUUAACAUGGUAUACUGCUCCAAAAA